CCUUCUCUCUUUUGAUUUUCGGUUCCCUCUUUCCUUUCUCCUCCCUCCCUGGUUAUUGCAUCGCGGUUGAGUCACUCUGGAGUAUAAAAGCACCUGUUCUCAGAGCAGCAGGUGAGUGCUGGAGGCAGAGGAGCUCGCAUCCUGAACCUGCCAGAGGCAAAGAUGGAGCACACCAGCCUCUCCAAGGAAACAGCCUGCAACGUCAUCACAUGCUGGGCAGCUGUGGCCUGGACAACGAAUGCCCCCCUACCCAUGGAGAUUAUUGAAGUUGACCCACCAAAGGCUGGCGAGGUUCGAAUCAAGAUUAUAUCCUCUGGAAUCUGUGGUACUGAUAACCACAUCCUGGAAGAGAAAAAUAAAGUGCCACUUCCUGCCAUCCUGGGCCAUGAGGGAGCUGGCAUUGUGGAGAGUAUUGGACAUGGUGUAACUACUGUAAAGCCAGGAGAUAAAGUCUUAGUGCUCCCUCUUCCAGAAUGCAGAAAAUGCAUUUAUUGCCUGCACCCAAGGGGCAAUGUCUGUGAGAAAGAAAAUGUUCUCUCUCCAACUGGAUUAAUGUUGGAUGGAACCAGCAGAUUUACCUGCAAAGGGAAGAAAAUCUAUCAUCUUUACGGGACCAGCACAUUCACAGAAUAUACUGUGGUAGAUGAAAUCUCACUGGCAAAGAUUGCUGAUGAUGCUCCUAUGGAUAAAGUCUGUGUUAUAAGUUGUGAGGUGCCAACGGGCUUUGGAGCUGUAUUUAACACAGCACAGGUCACUGCUGGCUCCACCUGUUUGGUUUUGGGACUCGGAGGAAUUGGUUGUGCCAUUGUCAUAGCCUGCAAAGCCUCUGGUGCUUCUAGAAUCAUCGGGGUUGACAUCAAUGAGCAGAAGUUUCCUCGGGCAAGAGCCUUGGGCGCCACUGAGUGUCUCAACCCUAACAAGCUCAAAAAGCCUGUCCAUGAGGUGGUGAUGGAAAUGACAGGUAUUGGAGUUGACUUUGCCUUUGAGGCCAUCGGACUCAUUGAAACCAUGGUCACGGCUUUGAAAACGUGCCAUGUGAGCUAUGGAGUGUGUGUGAUUAUGGGAGUAGCUCCCUCAGACUCACAGCUCUCUUUUGAUCCGAUGGUGCUUCUCCCCGGGAGAACCCUGAAAUCUUCUAUUAUGGGAGACUAUAAAACCAGAGACACCAUCCCUAAACUAGUAACUGACUACAUGCUAAAAAAAAUUAACAUAGAUAGUCUUAUAACCCAUACGCUGCCUUUUAAAAAAAUCAAUGAAGGAUUUGAAGUGUUGCGAAAGGGAAACUGCAUCCGCUGUGUUCUCUUGUUCUGA
This is a messenger RNA of Acomys russatus (golden spiny mouse), 1311 nucleotides long. Its product is annotated as alcohol dehydrogenase 1-like. Gene Ontology annotation, molecular function: all-trans-retinol dehydrogenase (NAD+) activity; zinc ion binding. Gene Ontology annotation, biological process: retinol metabolic process; retinoic acid metabolic process. NCBI's taxonomy places the organism in Eukaryota, Metazoa, Chordata, Mammalia, Rodentia, Muridae. Gene Ontology annotation, cellular component: cytosol. The record is from RefSeq and is a predicted model, not a curated record.